CUCCGGUCGCUGGCGUCGCUAUCCAGGUCGCAGACUCGACCUGCACGCGUCUCCCUUGGACUUGCGUUACACGAUUGUCAUGACGGCGACGAGCGCCUUCAGCCUGCGGCUGACCUGAGGCGAACCCUGACGGGGAUUACGGCUGAAAAUGACUUCGGCUGUGGGCGAGGUGAUCGGAUGAAGGAGAGGAAGAGGAAGAAGAAGAGAGAAGAAGAAAGGUCCUCUGCGGAAUCGCGAGAGCCGAAGAGAUGCUGGUACCGCAGGACAUGAUGGCGGCGCAGUCGAAGAUGCUCUACCAGAUAAACAAGUACUAUGGUGAACGGGUGCAGGCGCGAAUGGUCCAGAUUCAAAAGACUAUUCGGGAGGUGUGCAAGGUGGUGCAGGACGUGCUGAAGGAGGUUGAGGUCCAGGAGCCGCGGUUCAUCUCCUCCUUGACGGAGUGCAACGGGCGAUACGAGGGGCUGGAGGUCGUUUCACCGGGGGAGUUUGAGGUAGUUUUAUACCUGAACCAGAUGGGGGUCUUCAACUUCGUAGACGACGGCACGCUGCCGGGCUGCGCGGUCCUGAAGCUCAGCGACGGCCGGAAGCGCUCGAUGUCGCUUUGGGUCGAGUUCAUCACGGCCUCCGGCUAUCUAUCGGCUCGCAAAAUUCGCUCGCGAUUCCAGACCCUGGUAGCUCAGGCCUGCGACAAGUGCGCAUACAGGGACUCGGUGAAGAUGAUCGCCGACACGACCGAGGUCAAGCUCAGGAUCCGGGAACGAUACGUCGUCCAGAUCACCCCGGCUUUCAAGUGCUCCGGCGUCUGGCCACGCUCGGCGUCGCAUUGGCCGAUUCCCCACAUUCCCUGGCCUCAUCCCAGCCACGUGGCCGAGGUCAAGACCGAGGGUUUCGACCUGUUGUCAAAGGAGAGCGUCGCCAUGCAGGGAAAACAGUCCGCGAUGGAAGGUGACGCCUGGGUGUUGUCCUUCACCGAAGCGGAGACGCGGCUGUUGCAAGGCGGGUGCCGUCGGCGGUGCCUGAGCAUCCUUAAGACCCUCCGCGACCGGCACCUAGACUUGCCCGGCAACCCGGUGAGCAGCUAUCACAUGAAGACGCUGCUCUUGUACGAGUGCGAGAAGCAUCCUCUCGAAGCCGAAUGGGACGAGGCUUGCCUCGGGGACAGGAUAAACGGCAUUUUCUUGCAGCUGAUAUCCUGCCUGCAGUGUCGAAGAUGUCCGCACUACUUCCUUCCGAACCUUGAUCUAUUCAAGGGCAAGUCGCCCAGCGGAUUGGAGAACGCUGCUAAGCAAGUGUGGCGACUUACUCGCGAACUUCUGACCAAUAGUCGAGCUCUCGAGCACCUCUAGUACCCUCACCGAGUACGAUAUUAUAAUAUAUUAUAUAAACAUCGGUUUAAUGUGAAUACCGCAUUGAUUUUUGAGCUUGAACGUUCGUGCUUUCGGACGUGUAAAAAAUCGCUUCGUUAAACUUUGCGCUUGGUGACGUGCGGCGUUAUUUGCCAAUUUUUAUUUAUUCCACCCACCGAAGAAAUCCACUCCCAGCGAUCCAGUCUACGAGGGCCAGUUUUCAAUACCGUACUAUGUGUAACUAUUUUGCGUCGUCGUAUAGACCAGAAACUUCAAAAGCUAUGCUAGAACUUGUUUGUGAAUUUUCGUACUAUAUAAUAAAGCGUAAUGUGAUUUUUUUAUCGAUUACUACCACUAUACCAUUUAUCCUUACUAUGACGUCAUUACAUGUAUUAUUUAUAGUUGAUCGCGAAUUUCUGUACCCAAUUAAUAUACGGUCCAUAUAAAUCCUCAAAGAGAUUCCGCGCUACUGCGUAUAUUAUAUAUUGUUGACUGUAAAUAGUUUUUUCUAUGUUACUAUAUUUUAUAUUUGAAAGGAAGAGAAAAUUAUUUAUUUGUUAAAAUUAAACCUUUAUAUUU
Diprion similis is the source of this 1925-nucleotide messenger RNA. RefSeq names its product protein mab-21-like. The transcript has a single exon. NCBI's taxonomy places the organism in Eukaryota, Metazoa, Arthropoda, Insecta, Hymenoptera, Diprionidae. The coding region runs from base 249 to 1346 and encodes 365 amino acids. The record is from RefSeq and is a predicted model, not a curated record.